Messenger RNA from Amaranthus tricolor (Joseph's coat), 2135 nucleotides. Its product is annotated as U11/U12 small nuclear ribonucleoprotein 65 kDa protein. The record is from RefSeq and is a predicted model, not a curated record. The transcript is spliced from 11 exons. Gene Ontology annotation, cellular component: U12-type spliceosomal complex. Bases 447 to 1805 code for a protein of 452 amino acids. NCBI's taxonomy places the organism in Eukaryota, Viridiplantae, Streptophyta, Magnoliopsida, Caryophyllales, Amaranthaceae. Gene Ontology annotation, molecular function: U12 snRNA binding; pre-mRNA intronic binding. Gene Ontology annotation, biological process: mRNA splicing, via spliceosome.
CACAUUGCAAUUUGCGUUAUUAGUAGUACAUAUAAUGCCCAAACUCAUGUAGAAUACAGCCCGAAACCUAAGUAUCAUACACAAGGGUCUCUAAUUUGGCGAGGUUCCCAGCUGAGAAGGAAUGGAGCCAUUAAUCAAGUUAUCUUGAAGACAAAGAACUUGCAAAGAGGUUAAAUUAGAAAGAUGAGAAAAAAUUGGCCAAAUGAGCGAGGGAGGGAUGGAAAGGUAACUAUUGAUGGCCUGUGCAGCAGCGUCAUCGAGAGAUUGACAGUAAUAUCAAGAAGAUUUGUUCGUUUGUAGAGAAUAAGGAGGAUAAAUUGAAAAUUAAAAGUGUGAUUAGGGGCAAUUUUUUUAGGGUUCAUAAAUUUUACCCCAACCCUUUUAAAACCCUUAUAAUUAAGGGUUGGAUCAGGGUCCCCGAUAUUUGACUAGCAGAAAACUGUGAAAUGAAUUCAGGUUUCACAACACAGCCAUACCCAAAUGAUGCAAUUCCAUUGAAUUCCACCCAACAAAACUCAGUUUCUACCCUUCUAAUUCGUCAUCUUCCAGAAGCUAUUCCUUUUGACACUCUUUCUCGUCUUUUCUCUCAUUAUGGUGCUCUUUCUGUUCGCCCUUGUUCUUCCGGAAGGUUAAGAAACUGUGCUUUUGUAGACUUCAAGGAUGAACUUGCUGCUUCGCAGGCACACCGUCAACUAAAUGGGUUACGAUUUCUUGGUAAGGUAUUGUCUGUGCAAAAAUCAUAUAAGUCUUCAGAGGAAAACAAGAAUGUUGGAGGUGAACCUGGAAAGAAUGCGCUGAAUUUUUUGAGUAAGGAUAAUUCAGAGAGUAGAAAAGUGAAAGAUGGUUCCAGGUCAGCCAGCCUGGUUGCUGCUGAACCUAUUGCAGAAAAGCUUGGAGUGAAUUAUCCAUUUCCUCCGCAUUUAGAGUAUGCUUAUCCUCCACCGGACGGGAAUAUACUUACAAAUAUUGUUAAUGCUCUUAUAGCUGUUCCUCGAUUUUAUACUCAGGCUUUGCACUUGAUGAACAAAAUGAACAUUCCAGCUCCAUUUCGGAUGGCGCUUCCCACUCCUCCUUUACCAUCUGCACCAGCCCCACCUCUUCCUCCGUUGCCCUUGGUAACUGAAAAACCUCAUCCUGGAAAUCUGUCCAGUGAUGAGUCAGAAAUGGAAACUUCGGAUGAGGAGCAUGAUGGAGUUGAACAUCCAAAAAAACGGAUCAAACGUGAAGUUAUUGUCGGCCCUGGCAUAGAUAAGGAUGUGUCUCAUGAGGCUGUUGGACUUAAACCUGCCACUUUGGUUCCAAAGGAAAUUCCAAUUAUUAAAAAGAAAAAUCCUGUAUUACAGAUCAAAAUUGCUCCCAAGAAAGUUCAGCACGAGGUUAAUGAUGAUACACAGGUAAAGGAACCUGAAAAGCUGGAUUCUUCAGAUGCUGCAUCAUAUGCAACUAUUGAACAAAUAGAAAGCCAAAAGUUGCCUCCUGAAGAGAUAUUAUCACUCCCAAUGUUCAAGAAUUACACUGCUGGGAGUCCUGCCUCAGUGCUGUACAUAAAGAACUUGGCAAAGGACGUGGUUCCAGAUGAUUUUUAUUUUAUUUUUGGGUCAUUUUUUGGGAGCAUUGAUGCUGCUAGAUCUAGUCUCAGUGUGAAAUUAAUGCAGGAAGGAAGAAUGAGAGGCCAAGCAUUUGUGACGUUUCCAUCGAUUGAAUUAGCACACAGUGCUCUAAAUAUAGUGAAUGGCUAUGUUUUCAAAGGCAAGCCAAUGAUAAUUCAGUUUGGUAGAAAUCCGGCGGCUGGCAAAACAAGUUGAACUUGAUACCCUUGGAAUCGGAAGCUUUUGACACAUUUGAAUGUUGUUGAUUGUGCAUCGACUAUGGACCGCUUAAUGUUACUCGAUCAUUUUCAUCGGAGGCUCGUUCAAAAUAACGUGUGGAAUAUUGAUAAUUAAAAAUGAGUAUUUUAAGCACGAAAAUGAAUGUUUUGAGUUUAUCCAAUGUUAUCUUUUACUCCCAUUUUGACUUAUGAACUUUGAAUAAACUCUAUAGGAGUAUUAUUUAAUGUUUCAUUGGUCUCUUCAAUACGAGCUUUUAGUAUGUAAGAGCAAACUCAAAGGAAUAAAGAGAGUAGUUCUAAUUGAGUC